This is a messenger RNA of Hyaloscypha bicolor E, 900 nucleotides long. Its product is annotated as 3-oxo-5-alpha-steroid 4-dehydrogenase-like protein. Bases 1 to 900 code for a protein of 299 amino acids. Gene Ontology annotation, molecular function: 3-oxo-5-alpha-steroid 4-dehydrogenase activity. Gene Ontology annotation, biological process: dolichol-linked oligosaccharide biosynthetic process; polyprenol catabolic process. NCBI's taxonomy places the organism in Eukaryota, Fungi, Ascomycota, Leotiomycetes, Helotiales, Hyaloscyphaceae. The transcript has 2 exons. Gene Ontology annotation, cellular component: endoplasmic reticulum. The record is from RefSeq and is a predicted model, not a curated record.
AUGGAUCCAGCGCGACUCUGCCAAAUAUUCUUCAGUCUUGGGACCGUUGUUGAUGUUGGUGGACCUCUGAUACCGCCAUUCAGAGAAUAUAUCAUGAAUUAUGGCUCUCGAAGCACCACCUCAACUUCAACUUCUUCAGCCCGCCACCAGAACACUUUCGCCUGGCUCCUGGAAUAUAUUGGAUCAUUUCAAGUACCUCAUACAUGGUUCACACAUUACUACGUGAUCUCAGUCGCGUCGUCAGUCUUUUGGGCCGUCCAAAUAUCCACGCAAGGAACGGCUUUCGAAUUUUUGGCAUCACUUUCGAAGUCAAGGCCGGCAACAAUGACUAUGAAUCAAGUCUUCUUGGCCUGGCUAUUAAUGACUAUCCAAGGGACGAGACGUCUGUACGAGUCCAUUGCUUUCACGAAGCCAUCUCAGUCUAAGAUGUGGGCUGGAAUGUGGAUUAUCGGAAUGGCAUUCUAUGUUUUCAUGGGAAUAUCCGUUUGGAUUGAAGGAAUCACUUCCCUGAAGUAUCGUGGACCACAAAGAACUUUCCUGGAGUUUUCAACACCAACGGUGAGGACUUUGAUUGCAGUUCCAAUGUUCCUAGUCGCAUCUGGCGUCCAGUACGAAUGCCAUAAACACCUUGCAAGCCUCAAGAAGUAUACCCUUCCCAGACAAUUCUGGUUUCAGUGGGUAGUUUGUCCACACUAUACCAGCGAAUGCCUGAUCUAUCUGGCAAUUGCUAUCGCUGUAAGCCCACAAGGCCAGAUGCUAAACAGGACAGUAUUGGCAGGGUUGGGUUUCGUGGCAUCCAAUCUCGCAGUAACUGCAGAUUCAACGAGAAAAUGGUAUAUUGAGAAGUUCGGUAUCGAGAAGGUAGCUGGUCGUUGGCGGAUGAUUCCUUAUGUUUACUGA